Apodemus sylvaticus (European woodmouse) is the source of this 4725-nucleotide messenger RNA. RefSeq names its product chromosome 14 C5orf24 homolog (gene C14H5orf24). The record is from RefSeq and is a predicted model, not a curated record. The coding region runs from base 264 to 830 and encodes 188 amino acids. The transcript has 2 exons. Lineage: Eukaryota; Metazoa; Chordata; Mammalia; Rodentia; Muridae.
ACUUAGGCGUGCCUGCGUCUGCGCGACCGGCGCUCACAUUCCGGGGCUGUGGCGGCUUCUUCCUCCCGCGUCCGGGGCCCGCGGUGAGGGCUCUUGGGAGUCGGGCACUGGCGUGGGCUUCGCCGCCGCCGCCGGCCCUCUGCCGUGACUGGACUGGCCCGCCCGGAGCGGGCGCGGCCGAAGUAAACGGAACGGGCGGGAGCUUUCCUGCCUAUGGGCGGCCCCUGGGCGCUCUGAGGGCCGGGCUCCGAGCGGCCGAGAAGAUGAUGCAUCCUGUGGCCGGCAGUAAUCCAGCGUUCUGCGGGCCUGGCAAGCCGUCCUGCCUCAGUGAAGAUGCCAUGAGAGCUGCCGAUCAGUUUGAUCUGUACUCCUCCCCGCAGAACAAAUACAGCCACACAGUCAGCCACAAACCAAUGGUCUGUCAGAGGCAAGACCCGUUAAACGAAACACACUUGCAGCCUACCAGUGGCAGAAACAUAGAGAUAAAAGAUGAACUAAAGAAAAAGAAAAACCUCAAUCGAUCUGGUAAGCGAGGCCGGCCUUCGGGAACUACCAAGUCAGCAGGAUACCGGACCAGCACAGGCAGACCCCUGGGAACUACCAAAGCAGCUGGAUUUAAAACAAGUCCAGGCAGACCUUUGGGUACAACCAAAGCUGCAGGCUACAAAGUCAGCCCAGGGAGACCUCCAGGUAGCAUCAAAGCCCUGUCCCGUCUUGCAGAUCUUGGCUAUGGCUGUGGCACUGCUGCCUUUCCUUACCCUAUGAUGCAUAGUAGAGUGGUUCACGGGCUUCAGGAACCUAGUGCUGAAGUCAAGCCGCCCAGUGAGUGAGCCAGGCAGGAGCAUGGGUUAGGAGCAGAUUGUUCGUCACCCCAAAGCUUGUUGCUUUAAGUUGACAUGAUCUUACCACGUGGACUCCCCAGUUCUGUUUCUGUUUGCUCUCCCUCACCCUGCACUUCCUUUUCUUUCUUUUUGGCUCAGAAGCUGCCGCAGUUAAGAAAUGCACUUUGGGCAGGAGUAGAACAUUGUAUCUGUAUUGUGCACAGUUCACCACACUCAGCUAAGUCAUUUGCUGUCCCUUUGUGCUGUUUUUUUUGUUUGUUUUGUUUUUUGUUUUGUUUUUCGAGACAGGGUUUCUCUGUGUAGCUCUGGCUGUCCUGGAACUCACUCAAUAGACCAGGCUGGCCUCGAACUCAGAAAUCCACCUGCCUCUGCCUCCCAAGUGCUGGGAUUAAAGAUGUGCGCCACCCCUGCCUGCCUUUGUGUUGUUCUAAGUGGACUCCUCAUGUGCUAAGCAGCUGCCCAAGUUAACUUUCCAUUGUGAGUAACCCAGUGUGAGGCAUUGUAACUGAAGGGGCAGAACAACAACUAGUGAGCAGGUUACAGGGGUAGCUGUGUGAGUUUAGAACUCUGAAGUAAGACACAGCUGUCUGGAAGCUUUGGAACUUAAAACACAGCUUCUUAUUUAUUGCUUUGCAUGACAUUAGUUGAUCAUUAAUCCUAAAGCAUUGUUUAGUGUCUGCAUAUGCACCAAACACUACAAACAACUCAUACUUAGAGCCCUAGAAUACUUUAUAAACCUGCACAUUAUAUUUAAUAUACAAGAAAAAAAGAACCCUUAAAAGUCUUCAUGUGGCUAUAAUCAUUCUGUUUUGUCUUUCACAUACUUAGUUUCAAAGUAUUAUAUUUUAAAACAUUUAUUACUAUUGUUCAUUUAUUUAGAAUGGUUUUUUAGUUUUUCUGAAUAAUUGUUAUUACACUCCUUAAAUACUUAGCUGCAUUUUCAGGUUUAUAUCUACCAAAGGACACAAAUUGAGUGGUCAGCUGCAAAAUUGGUCUAAGCAGUAAGCAGUUUCCUGGCUGUUGAGACCCAAAUACCAAUAAAUGUAACUCAGUAUAAAUGAAACCUGUAAAAUGAAUGCUGGUUAGCAUAAAAAUGGCAUCGUGGCUCCAGGACGACUACUUCUUCCAAAAGAAGUCUCCCUAGUGAGGCUUGCUUUAGGAACAGUAUAGAAAAGAGACAGGUACUAGGCAUGUAGGUCUAUUUAGGGAGGGCAACUGUCUUUUCUGAAAGAUUUCUCGUUAAUACACAUUUUAUUCUGCGUUCUAAGUAAAAUGUUACGAACUUUAAAAUUGAAAAGCUUUCCCUAGGCUAGGUGUGGUGGCCCGUGGAUUUGAUGCCAGCAUUUGGGAGACUGAGGCAGGCAGAUCUCUGAGUUUGAGGUCUAUAUAGUGCCAGGACAGCCAGUGCUAGGUAGAGGUCCCGCCUUAGAAAACAAAACAAAACAGAAAAGCUUUUACCGAACUGAAAAAAUUAUGCUUUUUUACUUGCAUUUUAAAAUGCCUUUGAGAUUAAAAUGUAGAUUUACAGGACUUAAAAACUUAAAAAAUCAGAAAUUUAAAAAAGACACGUACUGGUUGUCUAGGCUUGCUCUCAGUCCGUGCAAGCUGACUGUAUGUAAGCACCAUGUUCCAGACCUUUAUCAGGGGACAAACAGCAAAUCUCAGGUGCCCCAUGAGAGCUGGCACAAUGGCUGGACAUGUGCUCCUACAGGAAGCGCUGUUACAUUGCACGUGGGUUCAGUAACCUCAGCAGUAGAUCUUCUCACAACCAUCGGGGACAGCCGAGCAGUGCUGGGUUAGCACUUAACCAGCUGUAACGUCCAGACAGCUAAAGUGCUUCAGAGUUUCUUCUUGCAGAAGCCUAGAAUAUAAGACUUAGUAGUUUCCUUAGAACAGUGUAGCUUCUGACACGUGCACAUGCUUGCGUCCUCAUUGAUGUGUUCAUCUGUCACCUGGCCGUGUCUGAAGUUGUUCAGCGCUGGCUGUUUAGAAGUCCUUGCACGGCUAGUUCCUGAAAACAGUUGAAAUAGUCUAGUGUAGAAUAAUCUCACCACCAAAUGUAAGGACUUGGGUGCGUGUUGUUUCCUAGUGAGUACACAGGGCAUCCUUUCAGUUUGACUUCAUUCCUGGUUUUGUACCUUGUCAUUUCUUGUUGCCCUUCCCACACCCAUCCCCUUCCCUCAGCUCUCCAGCACAUCUCCUCAGUGGUGCUGUGCGGUGUGUCAGAAGAUAGAGUGGAUUAUUGUAUAAUAAGUUUCCGAUACAUGUUCAUGAAAUGGGACAUUGGUGUAAGGAGAUAUGUUGAUAACAGUGUUUAUGUCAGGAGCUCUAUCCCAGGAAAGGGAGGCUGGAUAGAUGGCUACAGUUGUGAAUGGAUGACGUCACUUAGGAACCUGAAUUUACUGUUCCUGUGAGCAGUCACCUGGAAUAUUAAAUGUGUGCACUGGUGAGCAUCUGAUUCUGCUUUUCUCCUUGUGGACAGUUUACUAGUGCCAUGCUGGAGAGGCACGGUGAGGACAGAAGUGAAGUCUUCACAUAAAAAUAUUUUUACUUCUACAUGAUCUAAAGACUGCAUUCUGCAUCUUUUGUAACAUGGUCUUUUGUCAUGACAGACACUGAAAUAGCAUGUGAAACAGUUGCCUAGAUGCCAGUAUAUUCAGUCGGGGAAAACUGUCAUUCCCCCCCCACCCCCAACCCCCACUGUAUAAUUGUUCCUUAAAGGGUAAAUUGCUAAUUUUAUACUGUGUGAUUCUAUUCUUCAUAAAUAGGUUUCACUAUUCUAUAUUAAAACUUUGUCAGAAAAUGAUCUACUAUUCAAGUAAGUUUGUUUUACUUUUUUCUUAAAAGGAUAUUUUAACAUGCCUUAUUUAUUAUUGUUAUCAAAUCAAAUAAGGAGUCAAUACAGAUGAAAAUUUCAUUUUCCACAGGUAUCACCUUGCCUAACUAAUCUUUAGUAUGGGGUGAUUUUGAUACUAUCUUUGGAGUUUUGCACUGGAUAUUUAAAAAAAUAUAUAUUGGCACAAUAUAUUGAAAAAUUAAAUAGUAUUUGGUUUAAUUUUUAAUAUUUGAAACAUUUUUAAUUAGUGUUUAAAUCAGAUUAACAAUUCUUUGUAUUUUUAAUUACUUUUUUAAAAGGAACAUCUGAAAAGUGGUAUUUAUUCAUUCCAAACUGGUGUUUAUGUGAAUUUACAUAUAUUUUCAUGAAAUAAGAAUAGAGUUUCUUUGAGGUAAAAUCUGGAUCCAUUUAUUAUGAGGUUAAAGAUGCUUCAUCCAGUGUAAUAAUGACUACAUUAAGUUUAAAUGGUGAACUUCUUCAUACUUUAAGAAGCUUUAAGAGAACAGUUCAGGGGAUACUAAGAUGAUUGCUCUGUCAGUUCCUUGUCUAUAUGCAGUAAAAUUUAUGAUCCGUUACAGUAACAUAACAAUUCACAAUAGUCUUGGGCAUAAAAAGUUUUGAUGCUCUUUUGUUCUGUCUGUUCUAGCAUAAUGACUGCGCUCAAACUCUUAAGAUGUAUCUAAAUAUUUGCUUUUCUCCCUUUCCUUCCAAGUAGACAGACCUGUGCUCUCACAUACAAUGUAUUUAAGUUUUUUAGAAGUGAUACUGUAGUAAGUCAAUUGUGUGAUUUAAUCAGGCCACUCUGAUUCUUUGAUUCACAAUUUCCUUUUUCCACAGACAAUUAUGAAAUAAUUACCAGUUAACUGAUAAUAAGCACGUUGUCCUCUGCUGUAAAAAGUCUGAAUAGAUACUGUGUAUGUUUUAAUGUCCAUGAACUUGAGCUACUCGUGUGCAAUUAUGUGUAUGGAAUGGAGUAGUGUUCAUGAUUUGUAUCUACAUCAUCAUAUGGAUGUAUAUUUAUUAAUAAAGUCAUCACUUUAAAACCAA